ACCACUCACGAGAUGGCGCUGUCUUGUCAAACAAACUCGCCAAAAACGGGCCAAAACACUUUUUAAGCUGAGACGUCAAGCUGAACAAAAUGAGAAUGGAUGGUGUCGCAGCAGUGUAUCUUGUGUGUCUCACAAAUGAAGGAGGACUUCCUUUAUUCACAAGGUCUAAGGGCCACUCAAAAGCAUUGGCAUUUGCAGAGCAAGGCAUGCUGUACGGCGUUCAGAUGUUUGCUCAGAAUCAUGACGUCGGAUUACAGAGCACCACAACAGAGGAAGCCAAGGUGGUUUGGAAAGUCUUCCAUAACAGUGUGACACUGGUGCUAAUAACGCCAGAGGAUGGGUGCAGCGACGUCCAUCUGAAUACGUUACUUGAUCAUGUCUUUCAUGCCAUGGUGAUGUUCAUUGGCUUAGACACUCUAGAAAACAUAAAGAAUGUGGAACGGCUAAGGAGAGACCUGAAGGCGUGCUUUGGCGUCAUCGACUUUCUCCUAGCCAGCUCAGAGUUCUUUGGGGGAGUGUGCGAAGCUGUUGAUGUCCUGGCCUGUCCAGAGAAUUCCACCUUGCAGGAGCCUCUGGACGCUUUCAUCAACAGCGCCGACAGCACCUUUGGCUGUUUGCACUGCGAUGGCCGGCUGGUGGCAGCCACCGACAAGUGGUGGAGUCUGACUGGUCAGGAGAUGAUGCUCCUGGCAGCCUUUGUCAGGACUCUGCCCGCGGGCACCUCCAGCGACGUGCCCAUCUACCUCCCGCAGGCUAGUCCCAAGAUUCCUCACCGUCUGGUCAGCAUCAGCCUCCUCCCAGGCGUCAUCGUGAGCGUGCUGUGUUUAGAGACACCCACUUUGGCCGAAGCUCAGACAACCUUAGUCGAGCCCGCAUGGCGGGCUCAGGUCGAGUCGCUCCGUGCUUGCCAGAAGGCCUCGCUCAACGGCCAAUACGUACCAAAGACACUCAUCAUGGACUCGGGCAUUCUUGGGUUCCUGCUUGUCCACACUGACCAACACAAGUGCCUCUCCAGCUGCCGCCUGCCCAUACAAGAAGGCAGCGCCGCCGACAGACGACCUUUGACCCAUUCACGUAGGCGACAGGUUCUGAAUGCCUUCUACAGGAACACAGUGGGCACGCUGUUCCCAGUAUGCCACAGUCCGCAGAGAACAGAUCCGGCUGGUGACAUGCCAUCAGUAUUCAACCACACCGUCAAGGAGACUUACAUGCAUGCCAAAGACCACAAGUGCUACGCCAUCUGCUCCGAUCCCUACCAGCUGUUUGUUGUGUUCUCAGUGGCUGUCCCCAAUUACGCUCUGAGGUCAGUUUCUGUGGACUUGCUCGACAUCCUCAGCAAAGGCAAGGUGUUCCUUGACCGAAGGAAAUCAAGUUGAUGGAUGUAAACAAGACCAACCUGUGGUGUAAAUAAGAGAAAGACUGAAAUAUCCAUCGUCGCCAAAACCAUCUCUCCUGCGCAUUGUGCUUAUGGCAUCAGCCUUGAGUAAUACUAGAGUGAAAAAAGCACAACAAAUGGAGAAUGGGGUGUUUGGAUUCUAGCUGGAUUGCUGAGGAUGCUUUCAUGUUGAGGAGCCAAAUUCUUUUGUGAGGAACGUCGAGACCGAGUUUGGAGGACAAAAAUUAGAAAUUAGUCCCCAUCACACUGUUGGUCUCCAGAAGAUCUAAGUUUCAACAUGUGUUGCCCUAACAACUACUGAACUAGUAUACGUGUACUGUUUUCUAAGCUGUUCAAAGUUUGGUCACCCUCAGAUGUGUGAACCAUUGAAAGAGCCUGUUUGUUGUGUGGGCUACACAGGAUUGUGCUUUAUAUGUCAUAUUCUUUUUCAGUAUAAUGUGUACAGUACUUACAAAGCCACCAUCAGGCCCAUAAAGCAUUCAAGUGAAAGAUCAUUUGAGUAUGUGUCUUUGCGAGGGGGCAUUUAUCUCCUUUGGCAAAAGUUUAAAAAGAUAAAAAAAACCAGAAAUUUUAAAAAGACAUGAAAGGGGUUGAAAAUCACCAGUUUGCUUGAAAAGGCCUAGAAAUCAACCCGCUUUCAUUGUGGAGGUUUAUUUAUAGUUGGUUGCUGACGAAAUUCUUCCCGGGAAAAAAGGACCCCCCUCCAAAAAAGGUCCUGGAGACGCCCACCUGCCUUGUAAGGGGAGUAUACAGAUAAAUGCUGCAAUGUUUGUUGAAAAUAGUUAAAUGGAACUCAUCCAUCAUGUCUGCCCUCAUAGUUUUCUGUUUAGUCCUGACAAAUUGUCUCACAGGCUAAGGUCACGUGCACUGCAAUCCUUCAGGUUAGAUGGAUAGGAUCUCAUGGCCAGUGGAACUACCCGCAGUUUUUAAAGUUCAACAUUGGGGAUAGUGUAGCCACCAACAUCUCAUUUCAAUCAAUUCAAUCAGAAUUUCUUAUAUUCCCACAUUAGCUUGUGACAAUAAAUACCAUUGGCAUGUUUUUUA
This is a messenger RNA of Acanthaster planci (crown-of-thorns starfish), 2440 nucleotides long. RefSeq names its product fuzzy planar cell polarity protein (gene fuz). NCBI's taxonomy places the organism in Eukaryota, Metazoa, Echinodermata, Asteroidea, Valvatida, Acanthasteridae. Gene Ontology annotation, biological process: vesicle-mediated transport; non-motile cilium assembly. The record is from RefSeq and is a predicted model, not a curated record.